Gigantopelta aegis is the source of this 1316-nucleotide messenger RNA. RefSeq lists its product as uncharacterized. Lineage: Eukaryota; Metazoa; Mollusca; Gastropoda; Neomphalida; Peltospiridae. Bases 164 to 508 code for a protein of 114 amino acids. The transcript has 3 exons. The record is from RefSeq and is a predicted model, not a curated record.
UCAAGAGGUCUGCUUGCCACAGCUCUGGUGGAUAUUUCUGUGCGAUUUUUCAACAAAAACCGAGUUGCUCGACAGCUUCAAUAUUAAUUUCAGAAGAGUCGAUGAACUGAAAACUGUUGUGAGACCAGUUAAAGACAGGCAGGUGGACCACGGCGGUAUAACGAUGCCAAUCAUGUGGAAAUGUCCAGGUCACCCAAACUGCAAGAAGACAUAUCUGUACGUCAGUGGGAUGAAAGCGCACAUCAUGACCUGCAAGCAUGCACAGAAGAAAGCGGUGCGCCACAAGAAGGAGGAGAUUGCUACAAUGCUGACAAUCAUUGAGUUCGUCGAGGACCAACAGAAGGGCAACGUGACGCUGGCGCGGCGACACGUACCGUCGUUCCGAUGGGAGACGCGCACGUUUACCAGAAGUAGCGAGAUCGCCACUGACUGGAGUCGAUUUUCACUGGACAGUCGACGAAAAGACAGAAGAUUUGGACUACCUGGAGAAUUAUUAAGUCCACACUAAAACCUAGCUUUUAAAUAGCAUCAGUAUAGAUUUGUCACACACAUCCAUAUAAUAUAAUAGCGGCAACGACAUUUUACUUAUAAUAAACUAUGUCGAAUCAAGUCAUUGGCGUCACUAGACGUUUAUGAAAGAGGUUCAUGUCUUACAAUGAACUUGUAUAUUUUAUGGUCAAUGUUUUAGAGGAAAGAAUUUUAGAAAAGGAAAACAACCGCCAAAAAAGGGUUCGUUUUUUGUAACGAACCUCUAUAUUUCAGAGUAAAUUUUUUAAAAAUAAAAGAACUGCGAAAAAAGAAAACAAAGAUGGCAUACAGCCCCACCCACGCGACAUGCCUGCAUAUAUUUAUAACUUUAGCAAAGUUCAGUGAAAAAUAUUGGGACAUUUGUUUUAUAAAUGUUUUAAAGUUGCUGCUUUAUGGAAUGUAGUAGAACAUAGGCACUAAAAAGUGAAUAUAUAAUAUUUAAUAAACAUAUGGUAAAUUUGGGAAUUAUCACCAAAAUCGAAUGUGUUUUUAAAGUGUAAACGAUGACAAUGUAAACUACUAUAUAUACUUUAAGGAAAUACAAACAGUCAGUUUGAACAAAGAAUAUAAUUGAAAUAUUAUAUCUUGUUUUAACUUGAAAUAAAUGGACGUCUAUAACAGAUCCAGACAAUUAGACAUUUAUGAAAUUAUAUUAGAUAAUCAUCACUUGUCAGUAAAGUUUGUUUUAUUUAACGAUGCCGCUAGAGCACAUUGAUUUUUUAUCUUAUCAUCGGCUAUUGGACGUCAAACAUAUGGUCAUUCUGACACUGUUUUUAGAGGAAACCCGC